Messenger RNA from Neltuma alba, 1199 nucleotides. RefSeq names its product serine/threonine-protein phosphatase 4 regulatory subunit 2-like. Gene Ontology annotation, cellular component: protein phosphatase 4 complex; nucleus; cytoplasm. Gene Ontology annotation, molecular function: protein phosphatase regulator activity. Lineage: Eukaryota; Viridiplantae; Streptophyta; Magnoliopsida; Fabales; Fabaceae. The transcript has 8 exons. The record is from RefSeq and is a predicted model, not a curated record. The coding region runs from base 142 to 846 and encodes 234 amino acids.
GCCAUUCACUCCGCUCUCCAAAAGCCCAAGGAAGGGAGGAACAUAAUCGAUUCUGGAGCCCUUACGCCUCGACCCACUGGCCACCACCGCGCGUCCAGCCGCCGGCUAGAUCCUCUCACCGGCUGAGGUGGAGGGCAAUUGAUGGAGACGUCAAAUGAAAAUUUGCAGCAUGUAACCAUUUCUUCCAAUGAUAAUGACCAUCAGAACAAUGAUAGUGUGGCUAGUGUCUUGAAUCACAGAGGUGCCGAAUCAGAGCAUAUGUCAAGGGAAGAAAUUAAACACAUAUUAGAAGUUAUUGCAUCCACUGGGAGAUUCUGGCAUGACUGGGAUAAGUUGAAGAGCAUGCUAUCGAUUCAGCUGAAGCAGGUAUUGUCAGACUACCCUGAAGCAAAAUUGACAAGUGAGCAGCAAUAUGCUUCUUUAGGAGAGUCCUACUCUGAUCUAGUGGACAGAUUGAAUGAAGCUCUUCUUUCAUUUUAUGAAGGCCCUCCAUUUACAUUGCAGAGGUUGUGUGAGAUCCUAUUGGAUGCACAAAAUAUUUACCCAAAUCUCUCGAAGCUUGCCUUAGCCCUUGAGAAGAACUUGUUGGUUACAUCUACAUUGACUAUCUGCACCGACCCAUAUCCGCAAACAACUGUGCACGAGUCAGGUGAAUCAGAGAAAGCAGUUGAAAAGCAGAAUGAGGAAUGUAAUAUUACAGAGAAUGGCAUUGAGCCUCUGGCUGCUGACAAGGAUGUAGUCAUGACUGAGGCUGAUAUCAAUGAUGAAAUGACCAUUGACAUGGAAGCUUUUCAAGAUAUGGUUAAACCAUCAGAAACAAAUUCUGAACCGAGCGCUAAUGCGUAACCAUCGGUGGUUGAUGUGAGUCUGAGAAAGCCAAUGACUCUGAUAUGAUCCUAGAUUCCGAUGUCCUCAUUGAUGAUUUGUGGGAUUUUAUGUUCUAUGGGGGGCAAUGUUGAUCAUGGUCGUCAUAGAGUACUUAGACAACAGGUUUGGGAAUCCUUAUGUCCUCCAAGCUCAAAAUUAUACCUUUUCCCUCACGAAGUAUUAACUAAGUUUUUGCCUUAAAUGUCCUGAAUGCCAAGCUCGUAUUUGUUGCAUGAUAUGAAUUUUGUGAUUGAAGCCAUGAUACAUAAUUUGCUGCAGAAUAUUAGCAUUUCUGAAAUCCUGAAAUGGUGCUAUGAUUUAGUUGUUUAAAA